Cervus elaphus (red deer) is the source of this 492-nucleotide messenger RNA. Its product is annotated as histone H2A type 1. The transcript has a single exon. Gene Ontology annotation, molecular function: DNA binding; protein heterodimerization activity; structural constituent of chromatin. Lineage: Eukaryota; Metazoa; Chordata; Mammalia; Artiodactyla; Cervidae. The coding region runs from base 48 to 440 and encodes 130 amino acids. Gene Ontology annotation, cellular component: nucleosome. The record is from RefSeq and is a predicted model, not a curated record.
UUUCUUUCACUUUAGCCUCUUCUGCUGUAGUCUUGAAGGGUUGUAGUAUGUCUGGACGUGGUAAGCAGGGCGGCAAAGCUCGCGCCAAAGCCAAGACCCGCUCUUCGCGGGCCGGGCUCCAGUUCCCCGUGGGCCGAGUGCACCGGCUGCUCCGCAAAGGCAACUAUGCCGAGCGGGUCGGGGCCGGGGCCCCGGUGUACCUGGCGGCGGUGCUGGAGUACCUGACGGCCGAGAUCCUGGAGCUGGCGGGCAACGCGGCCCGUGACAACAAGAAGACGCGCAUCAUCCCGCGCCACCUGCAGCUGGCCAUCCGCAACGACGAGGAGCUCAACAAGCUGCUGGGCAAAGUCACCAUCGCUCAGGGCGGUGUCCUGCCCAACAUCCAGGCGGUGCUGCUGCCCAAGAAGACUGAGAGCCACCACAAGGCUAAAGGCAAGUAAGGAAUCAAGAGCCACGCCUUCCAAACCAAAGGCUCUUUUUAGAGCCACCUAC